AGGAGAAUCAUUUCUUCUGCACAUUUCUAAGAACGCACAUCAGGAUGGCCUCCGUAUCACUGCCACGCAGGAAGAACCUCUCUGCACAACAGGCUUUGGUCUGGCUUCAGGAAAUGGACGAAGCAGACUCUGACAGAGGAGAGAUUUCAUUUGUCCAGCAGGCCACUGAUACCUCCUCAGAAGAAUCUGAAAAGGAGACGGAACAAGAACCCAACAUGCCUCCACGGAAGAUGCACCGUGGUACUGGGAAGCCCUGUCUGAGCCAGACGGCAAAAGAAGGCACUGUGUGGGUAGAGGAGGACAUUGGAGUGCCCAGUGCAGUAGCAAAUCACUUGUGCUUCACUGCAAAAGCUGGACCCACAAAGUCUGCUAAGCGUAAAAUUACAAGCGUGCUCCAAAGCUUCCUUUGCCUGUUAGACAUGGGAAUGCUGCAGACCAUCAGGGAGUGUACAGUCCAUCAAGCCCGCAGAACAGAGCCGGACUGGAAUUUGGCAAUUCAUGAGCUGAUGGCAUUCAUUUCAAUUCUGUUUGUAAGAGCAAUCAUGUGUCCCAUUGGUGCCAUUGUGGAUUGCUGGUCAGAAAACUUUCUGGUUCCAGUAAUCAAAGAGACAAUGCCCCGAGAUAGAUUCAUUUCAAUUAUGCAACACCUUCGAUUUGAUGACAAGGACACACGGGCAGAACGGGUGAAAACAGACAAAUUUGCUGCAAUCUCCGACAUCUGGACACGCUUCAACAAGAACUGUGCUGAGAGUUUCACUCCAGGAGAACACAUGACCAUAGAUGAACAGCUGUUCCCUACCAAGGUUCGUUGUCCAUUCACACAGUAUAUUGCAACCAAGCCAGACAAAUUUGGGAUCAAGUUCUGGAUAUCCACGGAUUUGGAGACCAAAUAUGUCUGCAAUGCAUCUCCUUACUUGGAAAAGGACCCCAGUCGUCAGAAGGGAGAGAGGCUGGCAGAGAACGUGGUCAUGAAUCUGAUGGAGCCAUUUUUGGAUGAUGGGAGAAAUGUCACGACGGACAAUUUCUUUACUUCACUGUCACUGUCGCACAGACUGCUGCGGCGCAAAACAACGCUACUGGGCACGGUGAAUAAAGUCCGGCGUGAACUUCCUCAACUUGCAAAAGACACUGCGCGGAUGUAUUCCAUAAGAGCAGCAACACGCAGGUGGCCAGUAGCGGUUUUUUACAAUAUGCUGGACCUGGCAGCGGUGAAUGCCUACAUUUUGUACAAGGCAUGUACAGGGUGGACAGGCAAAAGAAGAUUGUUUCUUAGUCUUCUAGCUAAGGAACUCCGUUGGCAAUUCAUGCAGCACAAGGAAAUAUUGGCACAGAGGCAGGCUGCUGCAGCUGCUGUGCCAGGGACUGUACAGACAACGCAGUGCCAGGUGCAAGAGAGCUGCAACAGGAAUCGCAGCAGGUUUACCUGUGCAACAUGUCAGAAAUUCACCUGUGCCAAAUGCAGGGACGAUGGACACUGGGUCUGCAAAGGUUGUAUAGUUUGAAAAACUGUAAAAUAAAACAGACUUGUGUAUCCAUA
Messenger RNA from Xenopus tropicalis (tropical clawed frog), 1537 nucleotides. Its product is annotated as piggyBac transposable element-derived protein 3-like. Lineage: Eukaryota; Metazoa; Chordata; Amphibia; Anura; Pipidae. The record is from RefSeq and is a predicted model, not a curated record. The transcript has 2 exons. The coding region runs from base 45 to 1502 and encodes 485 amino acids.